AUGUAGAAAUGCUUGAAGCAUAAAAGCAACAGACAAGUGUUUGCAGAUCUGCUUAUUAAAGGCUUACCGCCCAGUGUGUUCGGAUCCGAACACACAGUCGACAUGGGUUUUAUGGUAUAGUCUAAAAUUUCCGGACAAUAAAAGGGCCCAAGGUUAAAGAAUUUAUUUCAAAACAGAGAGGUACGUUGUGGCUGUCUGAUUCUAUCGGCAAUUGAGCUGUGACGAUGAAACAUGUUCUAUGUAUUGAUCUGUUAUGAAACGAGUAAAGUAAAAGUAUACAGUCAAAAGUAAAAGUUGAGAUCAAGGGGGAGAAUGUUAGGAUAAUCUCCACCGUAUGGGCCCAACGGCCCACCGGGCCCUUAGAUCCGCGCCCUGAUCGGGGGUGCUCAACCCACUAUGGGUGACGGGCCCCUGUCACCUGCACUAUAUAAAGAGAUGGGGGUCGGCGGCUCGCAUCACGAGGUUUGUCGCAGCGCCGUACACCCCAUCUAAUCCCCUACCGAUCUAGGGUUAGUUCAGUGCUGAUGGGAAGCACCGCCACCACCACUCUCUGCCAUCACGCCGGCACCGGCGCCAUAGCCGGCAACCGGAGCUCCUCGAGCCACAAGGAAAGGUAAUACCUAUCACCGUUGCCGGAAUCCUAGCCUAACCGAUCCACAAAGUCUAUCAGUCUCCUCUACACUUCCAAAUCCACUCGUGAGAGUGUCGCAUGCCUCUACAGCCUCGCAGAGAAGCGAUCGUACAAGUUAACCCUCCCGGAGCCGCCUAUCCGCACUAGGUGUUUGAUCGGGUCCUCACAUGGCUGGCUGAUAACUGCUGAUGAGAGAUCUGAGAUGCACCUCGUCAAUCCGGUCACAUGUGAACAGAUUGCUCUCCCUUCAGUGAUCACAAUUGAGCAGGUGAGGCCCAUCUUUGAUGAGAAUGGUGCUGCCCACAAGUAUGAACUCUCAUGGCACACUGGAAUGCACGAUGGUUAUAACUCACCAUCAAUCUUUGCUCUUGACAACCUGCGGCACGAACUCCACUAUAAGGCAUAUGUGUUCUCCGAUGCAUCCACGGAAAGCUUCAUUGUGGUGCUCAUCCACAAUCCAAUGCGUCAGCUCUCUUAUGCAAGGGUAGGGGAUGACAAGUGGACCUGGCUGCCACCUCAUGAUAUCUAUGACGACUGCACUUACAAGAAUGGCCUAUUGUAUGCAGCGACUGCAACUGGAGAAAUUCAUGCUUUUGAUCUUAGUGGGCCUUUCGCCAGUAUGAAGAUAAUUAUGGGGGCAUCUGAGAAUGUUUCAGCUGGCAGUGUGUACAUCGUUCAAGCUCCCUGGGGUGAUCUGCUGCUUAUUGGGAGAAUCUUUGGGGAUUAUGAUUUAGAACCUGAACCUGGGGCAUCUGUGUUUUGGCAAACAGGCAGAAUUAAUAUGUAUGAAGUUGACAAGGUGGCAAGUAAACUUAAGGAAAUCAAUUCGUUGCGUGCCCAUGUGUUAUUUCUUGGGCAUAAUCAAUCUCUUUGUCUCAAUGCUGAAGAAUAUCCAGCACUCAAGGCAAAUCAUGUCUACUUUACUGAUGAUAGUUUUUUCUGGACAACGGGAUUGAAGAAUAAUCACUGCGACAUGGGAGUUCUCGAUUUGGAUGAUAAUAGCAGGGAGGAAAUUAUAUCUCCUCAUCUUUGCUCCAACUUUCCGGCUCCUAUGUGGAUUACGGCUGAUCUUAGAAAGAUGAACUUGGCAUCAGUAGGGGUAGCUUGAAUACUCGCUGUCCUUAUUGGCCGAACAACAGGUGAGCAUCUCCAUCUUAGCACCAAUGAUCCAGAAUGUCUCGUGGCAGUGGCACUAUGACAAUGGAACUAUUGGGUUUGGUCUUUGGAUCCUCAACAAGCCUCAGACUACGGAUGGCAGACAUACCCGGACAACCCCCUUCGCUGCUCAUUC
Molecule: messenger RNA, 1922 nt
Organism: Triticum aestivum (bread wheat)
Lineage: Eukaryota; Viridiplantae; Streptophyta; Magnoliopsida; Poales; Poaceae
Exons: 1
Coding region: 834-1739 (301 amino acids)
Source: RefSeq, a predicted model, not a curated record